Molecule: messenger RNA, 1642 nt
Organism: Pocillopora damicornis (cauliflower coral)
Lineage: Eukaryota; Metazoa; Cnidaria; Anthozoa; Scleractinia; Pocilloporidae
Source: RefSeq, a predicted model, not a curated record
AUGGUCAAUACGAAGAGUACGACUGCAUAAUUCAAGAACAACUUCAACAAGGAAUUGUGGAGCCAGCACCUGACAUUCCAACUGGAAAAGAGUACUAUAUCCCGCAUAAAGGAGUUGUCAGAGAGAAUGCUGAAAGUACCAAGCUCCGAAUUGUGUACGACGCGUCAGCAAGAGAGAAAGAUAACCAGCCAUCCUUAAAUGACUGCCUCCACCCAGGGCCUCCACUCCAGAACCGUCUGUGGGACAUCCUCGUGAGAUCGAGAUUCUACCCAAUACUUCUAACGGGUGAUCUUAAGAAGGCAUUUCUGCAAGUUCGAAUAAAGAAAGAAGAACGAGAUUCCUUACGUUUCCACUGGAAACCCCCAAGCAGUUCCAAAACCACCAUCCUUCGUUUCACCCGAGCCCUAUUCGGAAUGACGUGCUCACCAUUCCUCCUCGGUGGAGUUAUCAAUGACCAUCUCAACACUUGGGAAAGUCAUCACCCCGAGCUGAUUAAAGAAAUUCGUGAUGGUCUAUAUGUUGACGACCUAAUGACCGGUGGCGAGACCGUCGAGCUCACUGCAGUGAAGAAAGUAAUCACCACAGAAGUGUUUAAAGACGCCACAUUCACCAUUCACAAAUGGCACUCUAACGCCUCAGAACUAGAAACAACCAGUGGCCCAUCAUCUGAAGAGUUGUCCUAUGCUAAACAGCAACUUGGAGGAACAAAACCCUCAGAAGGCAAACUGUUAGGCCUUCCCUGGAAUAGAGAAGAAGACACGAUUAGCGUCAUCAUCCAGAGCGACCAGACCGAAACGACCAAGAGAGGAGUGCUGUCUCACCUAGCCAAAAUCUAUGACCCUCUGGGACUAGUGUCACCGGUAACACUUAUUGGCAAACAGCUCUACCGCGACAUUUGUGACAGCAAAGUACCUUGGGAUACUCAACUUCCAGGACCGUUGCUGAAACGCUGGAAGGACUGGAACAAGACACUAACCGAGAAUUUCACAGCCCAGCGAGCACUUGCUCCCUUCCACCAACCGAUUUUGAGCGUCACAUUACACGCAUUUGGUGAUGCUAGUACAAAGGGCGUCAGUGCUGCAGUCUACGCUGUGGUCCAUCAAGAUCAAGGCGUCACUCAGCAACUAAUUUGCGCGAAGUCAAGACUCGCAAAGAAGUCCCUAACGAUACCAAGACUCGAGCUUGUUGCAGGUCAUAUGGCCGUUAACUUGGUAGCCAACGUACAAGCAGCCUUAAGUGUCCAACCAUACAGCACCCAUUGCUGGCUUGACUCAACCGUGGCACUCUACUGGAUCAAAGGUCAAGGGGAGUAUCGGCAAUUCGUAUCAAACCGAGUGAACAAGAUCCAACAACACGAGUACGUCAGUUGGCAUCACGUCCCAACCGAAGACAAUCCAGCAGACCUGGGGAGUCGAGGAGGGAAUGUGGUCAACAACAACCUCUGGAAUCAUGGUCCAACCUGGCUUAGCGAUACUGCAAAAUGGCCACCUGACAUAAUACUCGAACCUACGCCCGAAACCAUGACUGAAGCCAAAGUGAAACGAGAAGUUCUCUCUGUUGCCGUUCCCAAACAAGAUACACCACGUACUUAUUAACCACUCAUUACCAAGAGGUCUACGAAUUGGAGCUUGGGUCUGGCGAU